AAUGGCUGAUGAAGAAGCUGAAGGAGUUGGAUUGCCUCAAAAAGGAUUAAAUAUGAUUAUUAAAGAUGCUCUUCCCGAUAUGCGCAUUGCUAAUGAAACACGCGAAGUGUUAAAUCAGUGUUGUGUUGAAUUUAUAAAGCACAUUUCAAAAGAAGCACAAAUGAUCUCAUCAAAGGAUCAAAGAAAGACUAUUUACCAUGAUCACGUUCAAAAAGCAUUAAAGAAUCUUGGAUUUCCGCGUGAAUAUGUUGAUGCAGCAAAUUCUGUUUUGGGUGAAUGCAAAAUUGCAGCAGAAAAACGUUUAAAACGAAAAAAUUCUCGUUUGGAUAAAUGUGGUAUUCCUGAGGAACAACUUUUAGAAAUCCAGCAAAGACUUAUUGAACAGGCUCGUCGUGAAGAAGCAGAAAAGCAGCAUGCAGCAUUUUCUCAAUUUGGAGGUUUUGACCAUUUUGCUUCAUUUCAAAAUCAAAUGGCUAUGCCACCAUUUAAUCCUAUCCAACAACCAGAACAACAAUUACAAUCUUCUCCAACUUUUUUAACUCCAUUAUUACCUUCUCAACAACAGCAAACACAGCAACAAACAUUUGCUAUCCCACAAAUACCACAAACAACAACAGCAUCAACAACACAAGUAGAACAACAGCAAACGUUUAUUCCUUCAACUAUGCCUAUGCCUUUUGGUUUAACACCUCAACAAUUAAUUGUUCCUGAAUGUUCUAAUAUUCCAACAACAUCAGAACAAUCGCAACAACAACAGCAACAAUUAAUACCAGAAUUAACAACUGAAAGAGCUGCACAAAUAUUGUUUGGGGGGAAAAAGAAUGAAAAUGAAGAGGAUGAUGAGGAAGAAAAUUAUGAUAUUUGAAUGUAGAAGGAUUUUGGGUGUGUGUUUUUAUUAUUUAUAUUUAGUAAAUAAUGAUUUUCUUUUAAUUAUCAUGUAUUUUUAAUAAAAUAGAAGAAGAUAAUUUAAUAAUGAAAUUAUUGUUAGGAUGGGGACUUCAUGAAUCUCUGAAUCUCUUACUAGGUAGUCCAACCUCUUUCCUCUCCCAUUAUUCAUUUUAGAAAUUGGAACUUUAAAUAAACCUUAAUCUUGAUUUUGUUUAAGGACUUUGACCAUGUUAUUGACCUUUAAAGAAAAAUCAAGAAACACUGAAAAAUGCCUUGAUCUUGACUAUGGAUCCAGGAAAAAUCGAGCUCUAGAUCCAGGCCAUUCUUUAAUUCCAUUGUGUUUUCUGGGUAUGAUUCCAACACUGUUUGUGCAUGUAUGUAUGGUGCGGAGCCCUUCCUUUCUAUUAGUGAUCGGUCUUUUAACUUUUCAAUUUUGUUCAUACCUCCUUCUACCCCUUUAUUCUCUCAAUUUAACUCAAAAUUUAUUUUUAAAAUUUUUUUCAAUUACCAAAAAAAAUAAA
Molecule: messenger RNA, 1409 nt
Organism: Meloidogyne enterolobii
Lineage: Eukaryota; Metazoa; Nematoda; Chromadorea; Rhabditida; Meloidogynidae
Source: the annotation of a GenBank genome assembly